AUGAACACUGAGCCGCCAUUGGGAGAGUACUUCCACUACCCCAUCACCAAAUCGAAGGAGUACUCCAGGCUACGGCAGCUGACCACCGACCGCUACGGUGCCAUCGCCACCGUGGUGUUGGUGGUGGUGGUGCUCCUCAUCCCGCUCUACAACUACCUCAACAUUUACGGCCCAUUCAGGCGGAUCUCCAUCAUGCGCCCCAUCAACCAUAAACUCAAUGCAUACAUCUACACUGGCGAGGCUCUACGGGCCAAGCGUCACGCUUUCCCACAAAUCAAGGCAGCCGUGGCUUCUCGCGUCAAGUCGCUCAUCUUCAAGGUCUCGUACCAUGCCGGCUCCAUCAUUCAGAUCGUGUUCUGGAUCUCGUUGUUGUCGUCGCUUUCGUUGGUAGACCUCUACCAUGGCGACUUGAUCUUUUUGGCCAAGCGCUUGGGAAGGGUCUCUGCUGUGUGUUUACCCACCGUGCUCUUUCUUAGUAUCAGGCCUUCGCCCCUUCCAAAAACCCUUUACUUGAACCUAUUGCCCAUCCACAAAACCUUGUCGAGAAUUAUCAUCAUCCAGGCAAUCAUCCAUACCGUGCUCUACUGUGGAUUUUUCCAGAAAAAGAACACCUGGGCCAAGGCCCUCAAAACAGAGAACUUGUAUGGUUGGGCAAGCAUUCUUGGAUUUGUCAUCAUUAUCAUCACCUCUUUGCUGAAGUUGAGAAACAGAUACUACAGGUUAUUCUAUAUUAACCACUAUGCCUGGUCCUGGAUCAUCGUCAUAUGCUUACAGUUCCAUAUCAGGCCCACAAAAUUCACUCCUUAUACCAUCCUUAACCUCAGCAUUUUGGUUGGCCAAAUAGCAUACAGGGUUUGGUUGACCAAAGGCACCCCAACGAAGUUGGAUCUCAAGGUCAUCACUGUGUCUCCAUGCUUGUUACUUGUGGAGUUUCCAAAUAAUCUCAUAUCUAACAAAGCCAAAAACCCCGGUGCUCAUAUAAGGUUGACCAAGUAUCACUCAUCAUUCAUAAAAAGAUGGUACAACCAGAUCAUUCCAGAAUACCACCCUUAUACAUUAGCUUCUUUGCCCCAAGAUAACUUCCAGAAAUUGAUCAUCAGACCCAGUACCUUUCAAAUCUUGAACGACCGCAAGUAUCUUAUUUGUGGGUCCUACGAUCCACACUUGUUAUUCAUUAACUCUAAAAACAAAGAGUCCGGUAAUUUCUCAAUCAGUAAAUUGAGUAUUAAUGCAAAGAGAGUUCUUAUAGUUGUGGGAGGGUCUGCCAUAUCGUUUGCAUUACCCAUACUUCGUGUCAUGAAUUAUCAUGGAAUUCCUGUCAAGAUCAUAUGGGUUAUCAAGGAUUUCAGAGAUAUUAAUAUCUUGAAGUAUUUCGAUGGUUUUAUCCAUGGAGAUGACUUCGAAAUCUUUGUCACUGGUGAUACCGAAUUAAGAGAUGAAGACAACGAGCCAAGAGUCAGGAACAGAAAGAGUCUUGCAUCGAUCUUCUCCAAAAUUAGUUCUUCCUCUAACAUGUACAAUGGUGAAUCAGAUCCACUUUUAGGGCAAGAUUUGGAAGAUGGCUACGAUAGUUACAGUUUGGAUUAUGAAAACCAAAUUGAAAACGUACGUGUUUCUGUGGAUGUAGCUGAGGAAGAGGAAUUGCAGGAUGAUGAUGAAGAGUGUGCUGCCUAUGACAAUACGUUCAAGUCGUCGAAUCCUCAUUUUGCCCAUGAGGACGAUAUUGACUCGAACUCUCUUGAAGAAUUAAUUCAGUCAACCAGUGAACCAUUGACAAGGGUGCACUCUAACAAAACUACCAGUAGUUUCAACGACCAGUUUAUUCCACAUUACAGUGAAAACGCAUCUGAAACCAUCCAACUGUACGUUCAACAGUUCACCAGCUUAGUCAAGAGACUAAACCUCGAACACAAAGUGUACAAAGGAAGACCAACUUUGAAUUACAAGUACUAUAACUGGUGUAUCAACGAGGGAUUCACGCAGUGCUCUGGACCGGUACAUGAUGACUCCAAUAAUCUCGUUUGUUGUCGAGAUCUUCCUAAAAAUAAGGUCCAACAGGCAGACAUCGAUGCUGAGAAGAUUUGGGUGAUUGGAGCAGGGCCCCAAGGAUUGGUUCUGAAUGUCAAGGUUUGGGCCAAGGAGUACGGCUUAAAGUACCACGAGGAGUCAUUCAAUGUCUAG
Molecule: messenger RNA, 2181 nt
Organism: Suhomyces tanzawaensis NRRL Y-17324
Lineage: Eukaryota; Fungi; Ascomycota; Pichiomycetes; Serinales; Debaryomycetaceae
Product: putative ferric-chelate reductase
Exons: 1
Coding region: 1-2181 (726 amino acids)
Cellular component (GO): plasma membrane
Source: RefSeq, a predicted model, not a curated record